AUGACAUCCUUUACGAAAGUCUCAACAUCUACACCUCCCAACUUCAACAAUGAUGAUCUCAUCAGGAUUGUGAUGUUGGGAAACACUGGAGCUGGGAAGAGCGCCUCAGGAAACACCAUUCUGGGACGAAAGUGCUUUAAAUCUGAGUUCUCUCCUAAAUCGUUGACUACACACUGUGAGAAGGUAUUUGGUGGGGUGAAUGGACAAUGGGUUGCUGUUAUCGACACUCCAGGCCUGUUUGACACCAGGAACACUGAAGAGAAAACAGUUAAAGAUAUUGUCCAGUGCAUUUCUUAUGCUUUUCCUGGACCUCAUAUCUUCCUGAUCACCAUCAGACUGGGCAGAUUCACAGAGGAAGAAAAGAAAACAGUGCAGAAGAUUCAGAAAAUCUUUGGUGAAGCCAACAAAUACAGCAUGAUUCUCUUUACCCAUGGUGACAAGCUCAAAGGGGAACCUAUCGAAGAGUUCUUGAAGGAAAACAAAGAUCUGAAGGAACUUGUGAAAAAAUGUGAAGGCCGAUACCACGUGUUCAAUAAUGAGGUGAAGGAUCGUUCUCAGGUCAGCGAGCUGCUCAAUAAGAUAAAAAAAAUAAAAGAACAGAAUGGAGGACACUUUGACACCACCAAAAUGUUACAAAACACAGAGAGAAUGAUUGAAGAGGAGAUCAGGAUUGUGAUGGUGGGGAAGACUGGAGUUGGGAAGAGCGCCACAGGAAACACCAUUCUGGGGAAACAGUGCUUUAAAUCUGAGUUCUCCCCUAAAUCUUUGACUACAGUCUGUGAAAAGGUUGAUGGUGAGGUGGAUGGACAAAAGGUUUCUGUUAUCGACACUCCUGACCUGUUUGACACCAGGAACACUGAAGACAAAACAGUUCAAGAUAUUGUCCAGUGCAUUUCUUAUGCUUCUCCUGGACCUCAUAUCUUCCUGAUCAUCAUCAAACUGGGCAGAUUCACAGAGGAAGAAAAGAAAUCAGUGCAGAAGAUUCAGGAAAUCUUAGGUGAGGAAGCCUUCAAACACAGCAUGAUUCUCUUUACCCAUGGUGACCUGCUCAAAGGGAAAUCUAUCGAGGGGUUGUUGAAGGACAGCGAAGAUCUGCAGGAACUUGUGAACAAAUGUAACAGCCAGUACCACGUGUUCAAUAAUGAGGUGGAGGAUCGUUCUCAGGUCAGGGGGCUGCUCAAGAAGAUCGGAAAUGUAAAUAUACUGAAUGGAGGAACCUACUACACCACUGAAAUGUUACAAAAGGCAGAGAGAGUGAUUGAAGAGGAGAUCAGGAUUGUGAUGGUGGGGAAGACUGGAGUUGGGAAGAGUGCCACAGGAAACACCAUUGUGGGGAAACAGUGCUUUAAAUCUGAGUUCUCCCCUAAAUCUUUGACUACAGUCUGUGAAAAGGCUGUUGGUGAGGUGGAUGGACAAAAGGUAGUUGUUAUCGACACUCCUGACCUGUUUGACACCAGGAACACUGAAGAGAAAACAGUUAAAGAUAUUUCCCAGUGCAUUGCUGAUGCUUCUCCUGGACCUCACAUCUUCCUGAUCAUCAUCAAACUGGGCAGAUUCACAGAGGAAGAAAAGCAAUCAGUGCAGAAGAUUCAGGAAAUCUUUGGUGAGGAAGCCAACAAAUACAGCAUGGUUCUCUUUACCCAUGGUGACCAGCUCAAAGGGAAAUCUAUCAAGGGGUUGUUGAAGGACAGCGAAGAUCUGCAGGAACUUGUGAACAAAUGUAACAACCAGUACCAUGUGUUCAAUAAUGAGGCGGAGGAUCGUUCUCAGGUCAGUGAGCUGCUCAAGAAGAUCGGAAAUGUAAAUGUGCUGAAUGGAGGAACCUACUACACCACUGAAAUGUUACAAAAGGCAGAGAGAGUGAUUGAAGAGGAGAAACCACAAAUCCUGAAAUACAAAGAAGAGCAAAACAACAAAGAGCUGGAAAAGCAACAGAAACAGAGGAGCGAAGAGUUUCCUGUUCCUUCAGCCUCCAGGUCUACACCUCCCACAGUCUCCAAAAACAAUGAUGAGGUGAUCAGGAUUGUGACGUUGGGGAAAACUGGAGUUGGGAAGAGCGCCACAGGAAACACCAUUCUGGGAAAACAGUGCUUUGAAUCUCACUUAUCCGCUAAAUCUUUGACUACACACUGUAAAAAGGCCUUUGGUGAGGUGGACGGACAAAAGGUUGCUGUUAUCGACACUCCAGGUCUGUUUGACACCAGGAACACUGAAGACAAAACAGUUCAAGAUAUUUCCCAGUGCAUUUCUUAUGCUUCUCCUGGACCUCAUAUCUUCCUGAUCAUCAUCAAACUGGCCAGAUUCACAGAGAAAGAAAAGCAAACAGUGGAGAAGAUUCAGAAAAUCUUUGGCGAGGAAGCCAACAAAUACAGUAUGGUUCUCUUUACCCAUGGUGACCAGCUCAAAGGGAAACCUAUUGAGGAGUUCUUGGAGGAAAGUGAAGAUUUGCAGGAACUUGUGGCCAAAUGUAACGGCCAGUAUCACGUGUUCAAUAAUGAGGUGAAGGAUCGUUCUCAGGUCAGCGAGCUGCUCGAGAAAAUGAAAAAAAUAAAAGAACAGAAUGGAGGACACUUUGACACCACCAAAAUGUUACAAAUGGAAGAGAGAGUGAUUGAAGAGGAGAAACCACAAAUCCUGAAAGAGAAAGAAGAGCAAAACCACAAAGAGCAGGAAAAGGAACAGAAACAGCAGAGUGAAGAUGAUGAGGGAGGAGAGAGCUGA
Messenger RNA from Scomber japonicus (chub mackerel), 2721 nucleotides. Its product is annotated as GTPase IMAP family member 8-like. The transcript is spliced from 4 exons. Bases 1 to 2721 code for a protein of 906 amino acids. The record is from RefSeq and is a predicted model, not a curated record. Lineage: Eukaryota; Metazoa; Chordata; Actinopteri; Scombriformes; Scombridae. Gene Ontology annotation, molecular function: GTP binding.